AUGAAUAACGAUAUUGAUGUACGUGUGGAUGAAACUGUGAUUCGACAAGGUGAUCGAGUUGUAGAAGUUGAUUAUGUAUAUACAGAAACUCGUAAGAAUGGUGAUCAA
Molecule: messenger RNA, 108 nt
Organism: Adineta steineri
Lineage: Eukaryota; Metazoa; Rotifera; Eurotatoria; Adinetida; Adinetidae
Source: the annotation of a GenBank genome assembly